Plasmodium gonderi is the source of this 762-nucleotide messenger RNA. Its product is annotated as 26S proteasome regulatory subunit RPN13. Gene Ontology annotation, cellular component: nucleus; cytoplasm; proteasome regulatory particle, lid subcomplex. Bases 1 to 762 code for a protein of 253 amino acids. The transcript has 11 exons. Gene Ontology annotation, molecular function: proteasome binding; endopeptidase activator activity; ubiquitin binding. Lineage: Eukaryota; Apicomplexa; Aconoidasida; Haemosporida; Plasmodiidae. Gene Ontology annotation, biological process: ubiquitin-dependent protein catabolic process. The record is from RefSeq and is a predicted model, not a curated record.
AUGGAUGCAGCGAAAAUACACUUGGAAAUAAAUGCCGGAAAAUGCAUUUAUGAUGGAAAGACAGUAAAGCCGGAUAAACGAAAGGGAAAAUUAGUUCUUUAUAAAAUAUGCGACAAUUUAUACAACUUCCAGUGGAUCAAUAGGGAAAAUAAUAAAGUUGAGGACAAUUUGAUAUUAACAAAAAGUAUAUCCCUGGAAAAAGUUGAUCAGUGCAAAACUGGAAGAGUAUAUCUACUGAGGAAUAAAUUGAGAGGUGAAGUAUCAUUUUACUGGAUGCAAGACUAUGAUGAUUCGAAGGAUGAAUUAUUUGUGAGAAAAUUCAAUUCAAUCAUAGCAAACGAUUUAGCCAAGGAUAUUGGUAGCAAAAGGAGAUAUAACCAAAGUGACUAUACUUCUGGUUUGUCGGAUUUGCUAUUUGCACACAAUAGAAACUUGCAGAAUAUAGAAACAAAGACAGCCGUAUCUUUUAAGGACCUGUUUGUGAGUGAAUAUUUUUCCAAAUUACUGGAAGUUCCGGAAGCCUAUGAAGAAUUGAAAACACAUAUGCCAGUAGGAUAUCAAAACAAAUAUGACAUCAUGGAUUUAAUCAAUAGUAGAUCCUUGAACUCAAAUUUGAAGUCACUUGAUAUGUCUCUAUCUUCACAUUUGAAUUUUAUUUUAAUGUCCCUCAAUUUAUCUCCUCCAGAGGACAACAUAGCGGAUCCAAUGGAAUACCUAAUUGAAUCAUUGGAAAAUAAAUACAAAAAGGAAGAAAACAACUGA